UAUCAUGGAUCUAGUCAGACCAUUAUCUGUGUUAGUUCCUAUAAAAAAGAGACCCAAAAUUGCUCAUGUUCCCUCUUCAUUCUGUCGUUAUGAAGUGAAAUUUAAAGAGUUAGUCCUGUUCCUUGUGGAGAGGAAGAUGGGGACAAGCAGGAGGAAUUUUCUGAUGGAACUUGGAAGGAAAAAAGGAUUCCAAAUUGAAAACGAACUAAGAGAUUCUGUCACUCACAUUGUGGCUGAGAACAAUUCUGGGGAUGAAGUGCUGGAGUGGAUACAGUCUAAAAAGCUGUCAGAGUCAAUUACAUGUCACAUUCUGGAUAUAUCUUGGUUUACAGAAUGCAUGGGAGCUGGAUAUCCCAUAAAAAUAGAAAGCAGGCACCAACUUAAGGUACAAGAAAAUUGUUCUGCCAGUUUCAAUAUGCCACUCUCUUCAUCAUGUGUCCGCGUGCUUCAAUACGCGUGUCAGAGACGUACAUCACUACAAGUCAUCAACAGAAUAUUCACGGAUGCUUUUGAUAUUUUGGCAGAAAAUUAUGAGUUUUUACAAAAUAAAGGACCUCGUGUGGCAUUUCUAAGAGCAUCUUCUGUACUAAAAUCACUUCAGAUCCCUAUACUAACAAUGAAGGACUUGGAAGGCCUGCCCCUUUUGGUGGAUGAGAUGAAAUAUAUAAUUGAGGAGAUCCUUGAAGAUGGGAAAUGUCAAAGAGUUGUAGAAGUGAUGAAUUCAGAGAGAUAUAAAUCAUUCAAGAUUUUUACAUCUAUCUUUGGAGUGGGCUUGAUGACUGCAGAAAAGUGGUACAGAAUGGGUCUUCGCACUUUGGAAGAUAUAAAGAAUGCCAAGGAUCUGAAGCUGACAAGCAUGCAGAAGCAUGGAUUGCUUUACUAUGAGGACAUAGCUGACUAUGUAUCAAAGAUGGAAGCAGAUGCCAUUGAGAACCUUGUAAAGAACAUUAUUUGGGGAUUUGUACCAGAUGCCAUUGUGACCGUCACUGGGGGCUUCAGAAGGGGUAAGAAUGUGGGUCAUGAUGUGGAUAUCUUAAUUACAUGUCCCAGGAAUGGAGCUGAAAAACAUAUUUUGCACAAUACCAUAAAUGUGCUGAAAAAUAAGGGGCAGAUUUUUUUCUAUAACGUUAUUGAGUCAACAUUUAAUGAAACAAAACGUCCCAGUCGGAACAUUGACGCACUUGAUCACUAUCAAAAGUGUUUUUUAAUACUAAAACUUCUGAAAAAAGAUGUUGAAAUUGAAAAUAAAUGCAGUGGCCACUGGCAAGAGCCUACUGAACCUGACCUCCGGAUGUGGAAGGCAGUAAGGGUGGACUUAGUGGUAACACCGUAUGAACAAUAUGCCUUUGCAAUUCUCGGCUGGACAGGCUCCACGCAAUUCGAACGAGAUUUGCGGAGAUAUGCAACCCAUGAGAAAAAGAUGAUACUGGAUAAUCACGCACUGUUCGAUAAAACCAAGAACAUUUUUCUUGAAGCCAAAACUGAAGAAGACAUCUUUACUCACCUUGGCCUGAAUUAUCUGGAACCAUGGGAAAGGAAUGCAUAAAUACAAGAUUGCAUUAUUGGAACUGUCCAUGUUUGGUUUCUGACUAAAGAUUAUUUUAUGAAUUCUA
This is a messenger RNA of Pseudophryne corroboree (corroboree frog), 1613 nucleotides long. It is a transcript of the gene DNTT, whose product is annotated as DNA nucleotidylexotransferase. Gene Ontology annotation, biological process: double-strand break repair via nonhomologous end joining. The transcript is spliced from 11 exons. Gene Ontology annotation, cellular component: nucleus. Gene Ontology annotation, molecular function: DNA-directed DNA polymerase activity; DNA nucleotidylexotransferase activity; DNA binding. Lineage: Eukaryota; Metazoa; Chordata; Amphibia; Anura; Myobatrachidae. The record is from RefSeq and is a predicted model, not a curated record. The coding region runs from base 5 to 1546 and encodes 513 amino acids.